Pseudogymnoascus destructans is the source of this 1979-nucleotide messenger RNA. RefSeq lists its product as uncharacterized. Gene Ontology annotation, molecular function: structural constituent of ribosome. Gene Ontology annotation, cellular component: ribosome; mitochondrial large ribosomal subunit. Lineage: Eukaryota; Fungi; Ascomycota; Leotiomycetes; Thelebolales; Thelebolaceae. The transcript has 2 exons. The record is from RefSeq and is a predicted model, not a curated record. The coding region runs from base 31 to 450 and encodes 139 amino acids. Gene Ontology annotation, biological process: translation.
CGUCUGCGCAACAACACGUCAAUUGACACCAUGUUCUCCCUACGCUCUUCAAGAGGCGUUACUGCGGCUCUGAAGCCGGUUAUGCAGGUGAGGGCUGUUAAAUCCGCUGCGUCUCAAGCUUCGAGAACCUUCAGCAUCCUCACCCCCCUCCGCCCCUCCCUCCAGCCCCGCGCCCUCACCCGCGCCCCUACCUCCGUAUCCUGCGCCGCCAUCGACAGCACCACCACCACCAGCGCGUCGAGCAGCGAGAUCCUCGACCUCCUUCCCAAAAUCAGCACGCACCCCUCUCUAGUGGGCAUUCAAGUGCGUUGCGGGCCGCGGAAUACGUUUAGCCCGUCGCAUUUUGUGAGGAAGAGGAGGCAUGGGUUUUUGUCGAGGUUGAGGACGAGGAAGGGGAGGGCGACGCUGCAGAGGAGGAAGAGUAAGAAUAGGAGUACUUUGAGUCAUUAGAGGGGGAAGGGAUGGGCGGGAGCGGAGAGGAGAGGUGGAGGGUAUGUGUGUUGAGUAUUGAGAUGGGAGGGAGAAAGAAAAGAUGGCGAUGUGAUCGAUUCUGGGAGGAUGUGUAGUGUAUACUUAUGGGCAUAUUGGGGCAUAGAUAUUGGGAAAGAAAACAGAAUGAAGGAACAAUAUACUCCCAACGAGCAUGUUUCCUACAGUGUUAUUUCACUUGCCAGUGGAUUGUGAGAUGUCGUCCAGAAGCACACCAGCAAACUAGCAAGCACGAAGUGUAGGAGGUCCACAGCCAAAAUCAGGAGCAAAACUUGCGGGCUCUUCCCCAACCUCGCAUUCCCACCCAAUAGCCCUCCUCAGAAAAGGCACGAACCGUGAUCUCAGUAGUUUGACAGCUAAAUCAAUACCAUCAUUUUGGUAAUACUGUAGACGCCAAGCGGAGCUGCGCAGUACUUAUUCUAGAAAUCCCACAGUGGAUCACGCAUCUUAUUUCUUAUUGUGACGUCCCCCCCGGCUCCGAUACCACCCCCCAAACCUGGAAACCACCUCGGUCGGAUUCCAUUAAGGAAGGCAGAGGACAGGACAGGGUCAGACAUCUGCCCUCUCAGGGGCCAGGUCGGAGGGACAGGCUUUCAUGGUAUGUGAGGAUGGGGGUGGGAAAGUCGGGGGCCGCGGCCAGAAUGUCGGCCUUGUAUGGAGGUAUGCAAGGAGCGCUUUUCUUUCUCUUCAGCAGCGUACAGACGUGCCACAGGCCUGAGGCUACCCUACGAUACUCAAAUCCCCCAAGUAUCACCAACGUCAGCCACGUCGGAGGUCGGAGGGAGGGAGGGCAUCCUGACCUCGUUCAGACAGUUGUGUUGCGGACUAUGCUAUACUGGUACGGCCAUGAUUGCCCCACUUCACCCCUUUUUCUGUUUUUCUGUUUUUCUGUUUUUCUGAUCCUGGUUGGAGAUCGCUGGGCGGUGGUGGGCGUGGCGGUAUUAGGCGCGCAGAUGGAGGAGGUAAGCCUGUCUGUAUCGAAGUAAGUACCUCCUUACUGCUCAACUACCGUCUACCAGCAUCUUGGUGGUAUAGCACGGAAUCCGAAGUCAGUUUCGUACUCAGAUCAAGAGGCAAGAAACAAGAAACAAGAGGCAAGAAACAAGAGGCAAGAAGCAAGAAACAAGAAACAAGAAACAAGAAACAAGAAACAAGAAACAAGAAACAAGAAACAAGAAACAAGAAACAAGAAACAAGAAACAAGAAACCCGGAAUAAUAAACCCGGACUAAUACUGCCAUGAUGCAUGAUUCUAUUGUUGGUAGUUGGUAGUGGUGCCUGUUCGGCCCUCUCUCCUCUCCGUCCCUUCACCCUUCACCAUCGCCAUCGUUCCCCAUCACACCCCCCGUCAGUUUAGUGGCCGCAGAGGAGACUGGGGGGGAAAGAAAAGACUGGGGGUGUUGGUGGUGGUGUACUUGCUGUUACAGUAUAUGAUGUGGUACAUACAAAUGGCAAGUCACUAAAUAGGGUGUUUGAGGGGCGUAUUUGGGG